Cryptomeria japonica (Japanese cedar) is the source of this 972-nucleotide messenger RNA. RefSeq lists its product as uncharacterized. The record is from RefSeq and is a predicted model, not a curated record. Bases 1 to 972 code for a protein of 323 amino acids. The transcript has a single exon. Gene Ontology annotation, biological process: transmembrane transport; sodium-independent organic anion transport. Lineage: Eukaryota; Viridiplantae; Streptophyta; Pinopsida; Cupressales; Cupressaceae. Gene Ontology annotation, cellular component: membrane.
AUGAUAACCUCGUUGCCGUAUUUCAUUUACGGUCCAGCUCAAGAGUCAGAUUUGGAGCUUGCAGGUAAUAUGACGUUAUUAUCGAAAUCCAAGAACGGUGAUCAAAUGUGCUUGUCGAGCUUUCAAAAGGAGGAUUGCAGCCAAAUGGGUGCCACUAAGCUUAUGACUGCAGUUGCAGUUAGUUGUUUUGCAAUCAGCAACUUCUUCCGAGGUUUUGGGACAAGUAUUUACUUUACUUAUGGAACUCCUUACUUGGAUGAUAAUGUCAGCAAAGCGAAAAUGCCGAGUUUUUUUGCAUUCAUUUUUGCGGGCCGAAUCUUGGGAGCUCCGAUUGGUUUUUACUUGUCGUCGGUGGCUUUGAAAUACUAUGAGAAUCCAUUCGGACGGCCGGCUGGAUUAGUCGACACUGAUCCGCGUUGGAUAGGAGCUUGGUGGAUUGGAUUUUUGGUUUCAGGUACACUGAUGUUACUGCUUGCUAUACCUUUGGCCUUCUUUCCACGAGAGUUCAAGAAGAAUCUCAAUAAAAAGGAGCAAGAGUUGCCAAUAAAUGGGGACCAAGCGAAUCAUAGUGAGGGAGUGCAACUGGUUGAACGAGGAAAGGGUGGAGAUAUAGCCGCUUUUGAGGGAGACCUGGAAAUACAAACAACUAACAAUAGCGUCGCCAAAGAGCAAAAGAAACCCGAUUUGAGCCUCAGCGAAAUGCCCGCUGAGAUCAUUGCAAUUAUUACUAAUCCUAUUAUAAUCUGUCAGAUGAUGGGCAAUCUAUUUCGUGGAAUUGGAAUCAUUGGUUACUUUGUAUUCCAAACUAAAUAUUUAGAGGCCCAAUUUAGACAAUCAGCAUCAAAAGCCAGCUUAGUGAGUGGUACGACAGGUUUCUUGGCAAAAAUUUUUGGAGUUUUGUUUGGUGGUGUACUUAUAUCGGUUUGCCGACCUGGGCCACGUGCUUUACACAACCUUUAUAUUCUUUGUUGA